CCUUUUCGGAGGCGUUGAUUAUUUUUCGUUUUUGCCCCUAUUUACUCUUAUUUUCGUCGACUUCUUUAAAUGUAUACGAAUUUGCAUGGAAACGCGAUGGUGCGAGAAAUUUAAGUUAUUCAUAUCAAAUAAUAGUGUCGUGUUAAAAAACAAGCCUUUCUGGAAAU
Messenger RNA from Striga hermonthica, 167 nucleotides. The record is from the annotation of a GenBank genome assembly. NCBI's taxonomy places the organism in Eukaryota, Viridiplantae, Streptophyta, Magnoliopsida, Lamiales, Orobanchaceae.